Molecule: messenger RNA, 3038 nt
Organism: Sitophilus oryzae (rice weevil)
Lineage: Eukaryota; Metazoa; Arthropoda; Insecta; Coleoptera; Curculionidae
Gene: iPLA2-VIA
Product: 85/88 kDa calcium-independent phospholipase A2
Exons: 14
Coding region: 237-2612 (791 amino acids)
Biological process (GO): lipid metabolic process; positive regulation of ceramide biosynthetic process
Cellular component (GO): mitochondrion
Molecular function (GO): protein binding
Source: RefSeq, a predicted model, not a curated record
AUCAAUUGAGAAAAUAAGAAUUAAAAUAGUCAAUGACAAAAGACUGAUGACGAAUUAUAAAACCACGUAAGUGCAGUAAACAUAGCUACAAUUAAAGGUUAACCAAAUUUUCCUGGAAUUUUUUAAAUGUUACAAAGUUCUAUUGGCAGAUUUUGUUUUGUGCGUUAGAUAACGCCCGAAUUGAACUAUGUUUUUCCCAUAAACUAGUACAACAAAGAGAGUAAAUUUAAUUCACGAUGCUCGCAGCAGGUUUCGAUGUGUUACGUAGUUUUCUCAAUAACGACGUCCCCUCAAACAAAGUUACAGACUGUCGAUCGGAUUCUUUUGCUUCCAGAGAGAUCCAUAUGAGAGAGGAUGGUCUAGUCCUGUACUUACCUCAAAAAACCUCAAACAGACCUACCUUCGAGAUAGUUCUGCACAGACCGACUACGGAAACUCUAGUCCAAACCUUCAGUUUGUUCCGUGCAAACAACUUGGACGAUGCUGAAGUUAAAUUUACCAUACUACAUGACAAGUUGCCGGUAUUUAUUGAGAUUGCAAAGGAGAUGUAUAACAUAAAUGGACUCCAGAAAAUUUGUGACGUCUUGUCGGAGCAUCCCACAUGGACUGUGGCCCAUCUAGCUGCAUAUUUUGCUCUCUACGACUCCUUUAACAAUCCCAAAGUGAAUUGCUUUCUAAACAGUAGCGACAGUGAGAAGGGUAUGUCGCCUCUGCAAGUUGCCAUCACCACGCACAAUCUUAAAACGGUUCAAAUGCUAGUAGCGGCGAAUUGUUCAUUGGAACACUUGGAUUGGGACGGGAAUUCCGUGUUCCAUUAUGCGGCCAGUACUACCAAAGAUAUAAUUGCUGCUCUGGCUCAGGGUUCUCCGCCGAAGUGUUUGAAUUCUCGCAACCAAAACGGCCACACGCCUUUGCAUAUGGCCUGUUUGGCUGAUAAGCCUGAUUGUGUGAAGGCGUUGCUUAUUGCGGGGGCCGAUGUAAACAAAACGGCUACAGGGGAUGGGGAUUAUAGCGAGCCAGGAUAUGUAGGAAAUUUUUUGCAGGAUUAUCCCAACACCCUGUACCAAAACGACAUGAAGCACGGCGGUACCCCGUUACACUGGGCUAAUUCACGUCAAGUGAUCGAUGCCCUCAUUGACGUCAACUGCAACAUAAACGCCGUGAAUUUCGAGCACAAGACAGCUCUGCACGUCAUGGUCGAGAGAAACAGAUUGAGUUGCGCAGUUGCUCUCUUAAGUAGACAGGCCAAAUCUAACCUCCCCGAUAAAGAUGGUAACAGACCGAUACAUCUAGCUGUAAAAUGCGGGUUUAUUUCGAUUUUGCAAGCUCUGAUCGUGUUUGGGGCUGAUUUGGACGUGCUGAACUACGCGGGGGAAUCACCCAGGCACAUGAUUACUAAAGAUCAGGAAAAUAAGAUUUUGUACUACCUUCACGCCGUGGGAGCUAGGAGGUGUCCUCCGGGUACUGAAGGAUGUACCGAGGGUUGCGUCCACGACGGUACCUUUGAUGGAAUUCCACCACCUAAGGUUAUUGGUCCAACAAACAGAGACGUGCUCAAUCAGAUGCUGGCAGUGGCCGGUAUGGAGAUAGCGGCCAAAAAGCACAAGAAAAACGAUUUUCCAAAAAAAGGUCGACUGUUAUGCUUGGACGGAGGUGGAAUCAGAGGACUGGUAUUGGUCCAGAUGCUGCUGGAAUUGGAGUCGGUGUUCCAGAGGCCGAUAAAUUUCUGUUUCGACUGGGUUGCUGGAACGAGUACCGGAGGCAUCUUAGCUCUGGGUAUAGCUUCUGGAAAAACGAUGAAAGAGUGCCAGUGCUUGUAUUUUAGACUGAAGGAACAGACUUUUGUGGGUAGUCGGCCUUACUGUAGCGAAAACUUGGAGAAUGUCAUGAAGGAAACUUUUGGUUCUGAAACUGUGAUGUCCGAUAUCAAACAUCCCAAAGUAAUGAUAACUGGUCUGCUAGCUGACAGAAAACCGGCAGAAUUGCACUUGUUUAGAAACUAUACGAGUCCCAACAAUAUUUUGGGGGUGAAACACGAUUCCCCCUACGAAUUACCCCCUCCACCCGAAGAGCAGCACGUGUGGCAAGUGGCACGUGCCACGGGUGCCGCUCCAACGUAUUACAGAAUGUUCCAAAGAUACUUAGACGGUGGUCUGAUAGCCAACAACCCUACAUUAGACGCCUUAACCGAAAUUCACGAGCAUUGUCUCGCUUUGAAAGCCAGAAAUAGGGAAGAAGAAGCAUGUCCAAUCUCUGUGGUCAUUAGUCUAGGAACAGGUGUCAUUCCGGUGACAGAACUGAAAGCUGUCGACGUAUACAGGCCGGAAAGUAUUUGGGACACCACGAAAGUAUUUUUGGGACUGCAAAAUUUGGGCACUCUGCUCGUUGAUCAGGCCACUGCGAGCGACGGCAGGGUCGUGGACCGAGCCCGGGCCUGGUGCUCCUCCGUGGGAGUCCCCUAUUUCCGCUUCUCCCCCCAAAUGUCCGAGGAAAUCGCCAUGGACGAGAAAAGCGACGAAAAACUGUGCAACAUGCUGUGGGAAACCAAGGCCUACAUGCACGAGAACACCACCCUGAUGAGAGAGCUAGCGGACCUACUGCAUCGCGGCUAGGUCUCGAAAAAGACAAUCGUUUUUUUUCAACCCUGUAAACGUACUGUACGAUAUAUAUUAAGAGAUAAAAAAGACGUCUUGAAAAAUACGCAGUUUUGAAAAAAAAAUUGCGUCGUGGUAGGCGAAGACGUAAUAUUUAUUUCGACGCAUACCGUGACGUCGUUUUUUUUUUACUAUCUGUCUUUCUCUGGUAUAUUUUUUUGCGUGUGUCAAAGCUAAAUACUUAAUACAUUCCUUCGGAGAUUUCGUGAAAAAAAAACGUGUAUGUGUCAUAGGAAAAUUCUAGUCAUAUAAAAAGAUUAAGAAAUGUGUAACAACACCCGGUAUUUUUGAUUAAUGUUUUGUUUGCAAAUAAAAAUUAUGAAAUUGGGAUUAAAAAUUAUAUAAUAAACUUAGAGAAAUUUAUAACACAAAUGAAAUUUUAAA